Protopolystoma xenopodis is the source of this 852-nucleotide messenger RNA. NCBI's taxonomy places the organism in Eukaryota, Metazoa, Platyhelminthes, Monogenea, Polystomatidea, Polystomatidae. The record is from the annotation of a GenBank genome assembly.
AUGGAGGCGGGUUUGAGCCUGGAGGUCCUCAGGACCCGAGCCAGUUUGCUCGGGACUGCCGAAGAGGCGGAACUUGCGGUGGAGAAGGAGGAGGACGGUGUUGAAGACGAUAACGACGAAGACGACGAAGACGACGAAGAGGACGAGGAGGACGAAUACGACGACGAAGAAGAAGAAGACGAAGAAGAAGACGAGGAAGAGGAGGUGAGGGGGGACGACGGUUCCCUAGCGAUGCCCACAGUGACUGAAUCGUCGAGCCCCACCAUCUGCCCCCCCCCUCCUGGCUUCAGUAUAGACUGCCUCCUCUCGGUGUACGCCUCUUCCGCGGCCAAACCGCAGGCCAGCCGAGGCCGUCCGCCCCCUUCGCCCGCACUGAUUGUGUCUCCGUCUCCUAAGGAAACUGGUCUUCCGGUCAGCCCGCACCGUCUGGGCUCGCCACAGAGACAGAUCGCCGGCCCAAGGCCCACCUCCGACCACAGUCACUGGCCCCGACUUGGUGGGCUCGUGCUGGACCGCGUCACCAGCCAGGCCGCUGUAGGUAGGCGACGCGAUCACCUCAACGACAUGACGCCGAGCAACAUGGGCGUCGUCAAGGCAACUGCUAUCGACGUCGCCGUCGUCGUCGGGGUCAGCCAGAACGCGACGCGUCUCACAAAUUCCUCCGUGUCGCCAGAAAGUGUAAGCAAGGCGUAUGAAGAUGAUGAAAAUAAUGAUGAGAUGGAAAUAAAUGAUUUGUCCAAACUCUCGGUGUUGAACCCUGACCGAGGUGAGGUGAUGGCGGACCAACUCUUCGAGGAGAAACUGAAAACAGGUAAGCCGGCUGUGUUGUCGCCUUCUGGAUGGCCUGGAUAA